UGUCGCUUCGUUACAAUUGUUUGUGUUUUCACACAUAUUUGACAGUGGAUAACAUUGGUUAUCCGCUCGACUAAUAGUGCUAUCAAAUUGGAUUUUGUGACAAAAUGUAGGGUUAUAUACACGUUUUGCCAGUUAAAUUCUAUCAAUUGAGUUUCAGUGUGUAAAACAGAGACAAACUGAGAUUAGACAGAGAACGCAUGCAUGUAAACAAAUACGAUAGAUGGCGGAGCAAAGUUCUAUCUUGCUUUCUACAGUCUCCCGUCUCUGUUCCACGCAUUGGCGCAAAAAUUGGCCAUUAUUUUCGAAAAUGUCACAACCAAAAAGAUUAAGAGACGAACGUAGCAAAGAUCCCAUGAAAUGGUUGCAAUGGUAUAAUGAAAUGGAGGAAGAUGAAAGUGAACCGGAAGAAAACGAAAGCGAAUCGGAUAACGAUUUUGUAUAUGAGAGCGAACAUGAUACAGAUAGUGAACAGGGAGCUGACGAGGAAAGUCUGGACGAUGAAGAUGAAGGGAUGCUGGAUAAUGAUACAUAUCUUGCGAAGGAUGGAAUGACGAGGUGGAGAAAAGGUAAUUUUCCUCUCAAUGUUAGAACACGGGCUUGCAAUAUUAUAACGCACUUGCCAGGUCCAAGAAAAGAAGCUCGCGAGUUGAAAUCAGAAAUUGAUAUUUACAAUUUAUUUUUGGACGAGGACAUUAUUGGGACCAUUGUAGAAUCAACAAAUAUUUAUAUCCAGAAAGUUCGUGCUAAAUUUGGAAGGGAAAAAGAUGCUAGGGAGACUGAUGCCUUAGAGGCUCGAGCUUUUAUCGGUUUGUUAUACCUUAUUGGAUCUUUACGCUGUUCUAAAAAAAAUUUCAGUAAAUUAUGGGACAAUUCAAAAGGCAACAGUCUCGAAUCAUGUUAUUUAUGUAUGUCGGAAAGGCGUUUUAGAUUUCUUUUGAAAUGUCUAAGGUUUGAUGACAUUCGGGAUAGGGAGCAAAGAAAGGCCCUUGAUAAACUAGCACCAGUUCAAAAAAUUAUGGAACUGUUCAAUAAAAAUUGUCAGAAGUAUUUUUGUGCAAGUGAAUAUCUUACUGUCGACGAGCAGCUAUUGUCAUUUCGAGGAAGAUGUUCAUUUCGACAAUAUAUCCCAAGUAAACCUGCCAAAUAUGGUUUGAAGGUUUUUGCGCUUGUCGACUCGAAAACAGCUUACAGGCUAAACUUAGAACCAUAUGUUGGCAAGCAGCCAGAUAGGCUAUGUAGCAUUAGCAAUGCGGCUGAAGAUAUCGUCCUUCGUUUAGUGGAACCAGUAAGAGGAACAAAUAGGAACAUUACUGGUGAUAACUGGUUUUCUAGCCUUUCCUUAGCAAAAAAGCUACAAAGUGUAAACCUCACGUAUGUUGGUACUAUGCGUCAAAAUAAGAGGGAAAUACCCGAAGGCUUUUUACCAAACAAGAGCCGACAAAUAAAUUUGUCAAUCUUUGGAUUUCAGAAAGAUUGUAGUCUGGUAUCCUACUGCCCCAAAAAAGGUAAAGCAGUUCUAAUAUUAUCUACAAUGCAUUUUGAUGGAGCCAUAGAUGCUUCAACAGGCGAAGCACUUAAAGCCAAAAGCAACAUGGUCACUUUUUAUAAUAUGACAAAAGUUGGGGUACAAGACGAUGGCCCAUGGUACUGUUUUAUGAUUUUCUGAACAUAGCGGCAAUAAAUUCGUUCUGUAUCUAUAGGCUCCAUUGUGAAGCUUCAACAACAAAUACUAAAAGAGCUGAAUUUCUAGAAAAAUCUAAGUUGGGCUCUAAUAAAACCACAAAUAGAACGGAGGGCGAGCAUCGAAACCCUCCCAAGGGAGCUUCGCAGAAGAGCUAAGUUACUUGUUGGGAUCCAGGAGGAGGCAGUGCAACAAUUUGAUAAAACCGGUUCACGAGGACGGUGCUAUCAGUGUGGGAGGCAACGUAACAAAAUGAGCAGAAAAUGGUGUUACAAAUGUAAUAAUUGGGCCUGUCUAGACCACCUUAAAAAUAUUUGUACCAGUUGCGUUGAGAAUCAGUAAAUACUUAUAUUUAGUACAGUACUUUUGGUUACUUAUUUAGAAUUAAUUUUAGUUCUAUUAAAAUCAAAAUCAGCGUAUCAGGUUGAUUCAUUAGUUUAUAUUAUCCAACAUUAUUAUAAAAUAAAACAUUUUUCCACUUAA
Molecule: messenger RNA, 2164 nt
Organism: Anthonomus grandis grandis
Lineage: Eukaryota; Metazoa; Arthropoda; Insecta; Coleoptera; Curculionidae
Product: piggyBac transposable element-derived protein 4-like
Exons: 3
Coding region: 221-1666 (481 amino acids)
Source: RefSeq, a predicted model, not a curated record